Aricia agestis (brown argus) is the source of this 1611-nucleotide messenger RNA. Its product is annotated as tubulin alpha-1 chain-like. Gene Ontology annotation, cellular component: cytoplasm; microtubule. The transcript has a single exon. Gene Ontology annotation, molecular function: GTP binding; structural constituent of cytoskeleton. The coding region runs from base 113 to 1465 and encodes 450 amino acids. The record is from RefSeq and is a predicted model, not a curated record. Lineage: Eukaryota; Metazoa; Arthropoda; Insecta; Lepidoptera; Lycaenidae. Gene Ontology annotation, biological process: microtubule cytoskeleton organization; mitotic cell cycle.
UUUGUACAUUUCAAAUUUCCAUUGGGUCGUGUACAAAUAUAGAAUAUUUUGUUCCAUUUAAGUAUUAUUUAACUUUUAAUUAAUAAAAAAAUAUUCAAAUCGUCAGGGAAAAAUGCGUGAAUGUAUUUCAAUACACGCUGGACAAGCCGGAGUUCAGAUCGGUAACGCGUGCUGGGAGUUGUACUGCUUGGAACAUGGGAUCCAGCCCGACGGUCAAAUGCCCUCGGACAAAACGGUCGGAGGCGGUGACGAUUCCUUCAAUACUUUUUUCAGCGAGACAGGCGCCGGAAAGCACGUGCCCAGAGCUGUCUUCAUAGACCUAGAGCCGACGGUAGUAGACGAAGUACGCACCGGCACCUACCGCCAGCUGUUCCACCCCGAGCAGCUUAUUACCGGCAAGGAAGAUGCGGCGAAUAAUUACGCGAGAGGACAUUACACAAUAGGUAAAGAAAUCGUAGAUCUCGUUCUGGACCGAGUACGUAAACUUGCCGACCAAUGUACGGGGCUCCAGGGAUUCCUCAUAUUCCACUCUUUUGGAGGCGGCACUGGAUCUGGAUUCACCUCCUUGCUGAUGGAACGACUGUCUGUGGACUACGGUAAAAAAUCUAAAUUGGAAUUCGCUAUCUAUCCUGCCCCGCAGAUAUCCACCGCCGUGGUCGAACCCUACAACUCCAUCCUCACCACUCACACGACGCUGGAACAUUCUGAUGCCGCAUUCAUGGUGGACAAUGAAGCUAUAUACGACAUAUGCCGACGGAACCUCGACAUCGAGCGCCCCACGUACACCAACUUAAAUAGACUGAUCGGACAGAUCGUGUCCUCCAUAACGGCGUCGUUGCGAUUCGACGGAGCUCUGAACGUCGAUCUGACAGAAUUCCAGACAAACUUAGUACCUUACCCACGAAUUCAUUUUCCUCUCGUGACGUAUGCUCCCGUAAUCUCCGCCGAAAAAGCCUACCACGAGCAACUGUCGGUAGCGGAAAUAACGAACGCGUGCUUCGAGCCCGCCAAUCAGAUGGUGAAGUGUGAUCCUCGGCACGGUAAAUAUAUGGCGUGCUGCAUGCUGUACAGGGGCGACGUCGUUCCCAAGGACGUGAACGCCGCCAUCGGCACUAUAAAGACGAAGCGUACCAUCCAGUUCGUGGACUGGUGCCCGACGGGAUUCAAGGUGGGGAUAAACUACCAACCUCCUACCGUAGUCCCGGGGGGCGACCUGGCGAAAGUCCAGCGCGCCGUGUGCAUGCUCUCGAACACCACGGCCAUCGCGGAGGCCUGGUCGAGGUUGAACCACAAGUUUGACUUGAUGUAUGCGAAAAGAGCGUUCGUCCACUGGUACGUGGGGGAGGGCAUGGAGGAGGGCGAGUUCUCGGAGGCGCGCGAGGACCUGGCCGCUCUCGAGAAGGAUUAUGAGGAAGUCGGCAUGGACUCCGGCGAAGGCGAGGGCGAGGGCGGCGAGGAAUAUUGAGCUGCGCAGUUUCCCUUGUAGGUUUUAAAAUUACUAGUUAUACUUAUAUAUUUUCAACAUCAAAAUUGUAAGUGGAGUAUGUGUAUUGUUAGUACCGUGUUGUCCAUAAUAUCUUUAGUAUUAAUAAAUUUUAUUUUAGUUACUGU